Molecule: messenger RNA, 3726 nt
Organism: Cladophialophora yegresii CBS 114405
Lineage: Eukaryota; Fungi; Ascomycota; Eurotiomycetes; Chaetothyriales; Herpotrichiellaceae
Exons: 2
Coding region: 1-3726 (1241 amino acids)
Biological process (GO): protein import into peroxisome matrix
Cellular component (GO): peroxisomal membrane; peroxisome; cytosol
Molecular function (GO): ATP hydrolysis activity; ATP binding
Source: RefSeq, a predicted model, not a curated record
AUGGCUCCUCCUGUCCGAGCUGAGGUCGCCUUGACCUCCCUUCAAAACUGCUUGGUCAACCUUCCUCCAGGAUUGAUUGCGUUGAUCAGCAACACGAACAUUCCAGCUCAAAAUGUGGUGGUCGAACUGCAAUAUCGAUCUCAAACUCUUUCAUUUGGGGCUGUCUCCAGCGGCAACACUGCCGGGUUCCAACGAUGCGCAUAUGUCGGAUGGACUGGAAUGCCAAGUCGGACGAGGCCAGCGUCUCUUUUGAAUAACGAUCGUGCUCGACCAGGAAGCAGGGAGCAGGAUGUCCAGACUAUUGAGAUUGACACGACGUUCGCCAAAGUCCUUGGUCUUGCUGAAGGCCAGAAGAUCGGAGUCCUUAUUCACCUCGAUCCGCCUGUCGCUCACAGUAUCAACAUCGAACCCUUGACCCCCGCGGACUGGGAGAUCAUCGAACUUCAUGCCACAUUUCUCGAGCUCAACCUGUUAUCUCAAAUUCGCGCGCUCCCUAAUCCUGCAUAUAGUAGUAAAGCUACCACCCAGGCGGAAACCGCCCAUCCCUUAACGUUACAUCUAUCACCAACAUCAACGGCAAACAUCGUCGUCACCUCUUUGGUCCCGCCAAUACCAAACACCAUCCCUUUCGCCAAGAUUGCGCCAGACGCUGAAGUCAUAGUGGCGCCCAAGACCCGACCCAAGUCUAGCAGAAGCGAUAGAAGAGAUGCCAGAAGUACGGCAAGCAGACGUAGUGGCAAGAGCGGCGUCAGCUCAGCUCGCAAAGCCGUGCCGACGAGGCCUGCUCUCUUCGUGCGCGCCAUUGAUCGCGCAGUGGCAGACGGCUUCUUCGAUGAUGCUUCCAACGCGACACGGACUAACCAGCUCUGUGUCUGGAUUGGUGGCGAUGUGAUAGAGUCAGAGAGCCUGAAAGCAGCCACAUGGGUAAACGUCACCGUCGUCAAACCCAACGGCAUGCGCGCCCAGCUAGACACGACUCAGCUCAACCGACUGAAAGAAGAAGAAGGCAGUGAAGUCGGGAGACCUGCUUCUAAGAUCGUCGCUCGACUACUGCCUUGGCAGUCUCCUGUAGAUGGCAACCAUGCCGUGUUGUCCUCUUCUCUUUGCAAGAUACUUGGUGCUGAAGGACUGGUGGGGGUCAUCGUCCGAAUCCAGGCUGCAACCCCGCCAUUACCGCGCUAUUCGAUCAAGAAAUUCCAGUUCUACCCGUUCCUGCCUCUAAACUCGAAAAAGAAAGACGGUCUUCAGUUCGGUGGAGAUUCACAAGCAGCCAAGCGAGCUCUGGCGGACAAGUUACGAAUGACCUUUGCUGGAGAUGACGAUCUACUGGCUGGUCCUCUCACAGAUGGAAUGGUCCUUCCCUCGUUGGGUGAUGCGUCGUCUGCGGCGUCAUUUGAUGGGGGCAUCCUGCGGUUUAAGCGCCCAGCAGAAAUGGACGAAGAUCCGGACAAUAAACCCCUGUGGGUGGUCGCACAGGAGCAGGACCAUGAGUUCGAGAUCAAAGCCGAAGUCGCCCGGCCUGUUGAGCUGACGACCUUGUUCCCCACCUUCGCCCACGGCCUUCCAACAAGGCUACCUAUAUUAAUUGGUGCUGACGGGGUCCUGCAGCAGUGCAUGUCGAAUCUGACAUUAUGCUCGUCGGUUUUGCUGACUGGUGGCGUCGGCUCGGGAAAGACGUCGCUCGCGCAUUGCAUCUCCCAGAGGCUCCGAGAGGACUAUGUCUUCAAUGUGACUUUUUUUGACUGCCAGAAGCUCGUGACGGAUGAGACUCGCGUGUCGACGGUGAAGGAGACCUUGACACGGCUGUUUAUGUCAGCAUCUUGGUGUGCCAGGCUCGGUGGACAGUCAGUGGUUGUGCUCGACGACCUGGACAAGAUUUGCCCCAGCGAGACCGAGUUGGAAGUUGGCAAUGACAACGCGAGGAGCCGACAGAUCACCGAAGUGCUGUGUGCCAUUGUACGUCAGUACUGCAGCAUCCAUUCCGGCGUCGCUUUGCUUGCGACCGCGCAGUCCAAGGACUCGCUCAAUAGCAUCAUCAUCGGAGGACACAUUGUCGGCGACAUCAUCUCGAUAAAGGCUCCCACGAAAGAGAUCCGACGCGAUAUCCUUGCAUCACUGACCAGCGAUGGCUCUUCUCAACCGCCGCACAAGCACACCAGAAACGCAAGCGAUACGCGAAGCAUGUCCGAGAAUUCCUGGAUGGACCCGUCGAAUCCAUCGUCUCGACCAACGUCUUCCGCUGGAUCCCCAACAAGCGAAGGCUUCCGCGUUUCCCCAAGCCUCGACUUUCUCGACGUCGCCGGCAAGACGGAUGGCUACAUGCCUGCCGACCUGGUACUCCUCCUCGUGCGCGCCCGCAACGAAACCCUCACCCGCAUGAUUACAUCUAACGACGACUCCUCCGACACGCAGCCCACACUGACAAGAGCCGACUUCGACGCAGCGCUGAGGAAUUUCACUCCCUCAUCCCUCCGCAACGUGACACUGACGCAUUCGACCACCACGUUCUCAUCCAUAGGCGGCCUCCACAGCACCCGGAACACGCUGCUCGAAACGCUGCUCUAUCCGACGAAAUACGCCCCGAUCUUCGCUCGCUCCCCACUCCGCCUGCGCUCCGGCCUCCUCCUGUACGGCUACCCCGGCUGCGGCAAGACGCUGCUCGCCUCGGCCGUUGCCGGCGAAUGCAACCUCAACUUCAUCUCCGUCAAAGGGCCCGAGAUCCUGAACAAAUACAUCGGUGCCUCGGAGAAGAGCGUGCGCGAUCUCUUCGAACGCGCCCAGGCCGCAAAGCCGUGCGUCCUCUUCUUUGACGAGUUCGACAGCAUCGCCCCGAAGAGGGGCCACGAUUCCACGGGCGUGACGGAUCGGGUCGUGAAUCAGAUGCUCACGCAGAUGGACGGCGCAGAGGGCCUAGACGGCGUGUACGUCCUAGCCGCGACGUCCCGCCCGGAUCUGAUUGACCCGGCACUCCUCCGACCAGGGCGCCUGGACAAAUCCCUCCUCUGUGACAUGCCCGACAUGAACGACCGGCUCGACAUCCUAAAGGCAGUGAGCACGAAACUGCGCCUGCCCCCCGAAGUCGAGAACCGGCUGUUGAGCGUGGCGCAACGCACCGAGGGUUUCAGCGGCGCGGAUCUCCAGGCACUGAUGUACAACGCGCAUCUGGAAGCGAUCCACGACCUACUCGGCGACAAGACGUCCGGAUCCUCGUCCUCGCAUGCAGCGCACAACAACAAAGACACUUCCUCCCUCUCCAACGGCACGGGGCCGGGCAAACGCCGCAAGAAACACGCCUCGCACUCCAAGCACGACUUCAUCCAGUUUCUGUACUCGCCCGAGGAGGACGCGUUGGCAAAGAAGUCGCUCGGCACGGGCGCCUCGGCCGCCGAAUCCAAAGCCGCCGUGGCGGCCAAACUCGAGGACCUGAAGAUGAUGCGCAAACGCGAAAAGGCCAUGCUAAGGAACACCUUUGCGCGCCGCACGUCGGGCCCGGAAGCGGCCGAGGAGAAUGCGGGUGCAGGUGCCGAUGCAGACACCAAGGACGACAAGGUGGUAAUAUCCUGGCUGCACGUGGAGAAGAGCCUCGCGAGCACGCGGAGCAGUAUUUCGCCGGACGAGCGGAGGCGCUUGGCCGCCAUAUAUAGGGAGUUUGUGGUGGGGAGGAACGGGGAGAUGCCGUCGGGUCAGGGCGGACGGGAGGUUGGGGGCCGGACGAGUUUGAUGUAA